Messenger RNA from Lethenteron reissneri (Far Eastern brook lamprey), 5520 nucleotides. Its product is annotated as C-X-C chemokine receptor type 4-B-like. Gene Ontology annotation, biological process: positive regulation of cytosolic calcium ion concentration; G protein-coupled receptor signaling pathway; immune response. Gene Ontology annotation, molecular function: C-C chemokine receptor activity; C-C chemokine binding. Gene Ontology annotation, cellular component: external side of plasma membrane; membrane. NCBI's taxonomy places the organism in Eukaryota, Metazoa, Chordata, Hyperoartia, Petromyzontiformes, Petromyzontidae. The record is from RefSeq and is a predicted model, not a curated record.
UUUAGCGAGUACCGAUGAUGACCGGCACGGCACACGAAGAAGGUGGUUGGCCAGCACCACGCCCGGCCGCCUUUGUCUCCCCAGUGGUGACGUUUACACAUCGCACCAGGCACUCAUUUGAGGCUGAGUCGACCUAGUGGAGGCCCAGGACCGGUUCAGAUCAUUAUCGUCACCGGUGGUGGCCAUGAGUGGGAAUCGAACCCGUUGUUGCCGGGUUCGUAGCGCCUGUAUGUAGGUAUGUUGAUCUUCUUUCGCCAAUCGUGCAAAUCGGAGGUGAGCAGCGCGCUAACCACUGCACCCCCGCUCUCCACCACGACCACCACCACCACCACCCCACAUCCUCCUCUGCAACCCCUAGGCCAGCGGGCGGCAAUCUGCGGCUCUUCAAGGACUGCUCCGUGACGCAAUGGAGUCUGACGAUCUGGAGCCCUUCAACCUGAACGUGAACCUCUCGUGGCUGGUGGGCCUGGACUACGAGGAGAACGCCACCGCCCCGCACGACGCCGGCUGCGACCUCUCGGCCACGUGGCUCUUCCAGCGCAACUUCCUCGUGGCCGCCUACUCGGCGGUGUGCCUCCUGGGCCUGGCGGGCAACGCCCUCGUCGCCGUGGUGCUCACCCUGCGGCCGCGCUCCUCCCGCGGGCAGCCCACCGCCGCCGACCGCUUCCUGCUGAACCUGGCGGCCGCCGACCUCCUGUUCGUCGCCACGCUGCCCUUCGUGGCGGUGAACGCGACGGCGCGCUGGCGGCUGGGCACGGCGCUGUGCCGCACGGUGCACGCGGUGCACACCCUCAACCUCAGCUGCAGCAUCCUGCUGCUGGCGUGCAUCGGCGUCGACCGCUACCGCGCCAUCGUGCACGCCACGACGGCGCGCCGCGACGGGAACCGCGCCGGGGCGGCCGCGGCGGCCGCGCGGGGCUCUCGCGCCUGCGCCCUCGUCUGGCUCUUCUCGCUGGCGCUCACGGCCCCCGACUUCGCGUUCGGCGCCGUCACCGUGGACCCGCUGAGCGGCGCCAGCCGCUGCGAGCACGCCUACCCCGAGGGGCAGGCGGCCGCGUGGCAAGCCGCGCUGCGGGCCAAGCACCUGCUGCUCGCCUUCGUGGCGCCCGGCGCCGUCAUGCUCUUCUGCUACUGCAGCAUCAUCCGCCGGCUGUCGCGCUCGCAGGUGCACGAGCGCCGCAAGGCCGUGCGGGUGACCGUCGCCAUCGUCGCCGUCUUCUUCGUCUUCUGGCUGCCCUACAACGCGGUGGUGGUGGCCGACACGCUGGCGCGCCUCGGCGUCGGUGCUCCGGGCGCCGAGCAGCGGUCGCAGGACGGCACGGACGCGGGGUCGGAGGCGGCGGCGGCGCGGUCGUGCGCCCUCGAGGAGACGCUGGCCCGGGCGCUCGCCGUCACGGAGGGCCUGGGCUUCGCUCACUGCUGCCUCAUCCCCGUGCUCUACGCCUUCAUCGGGGAGAAGUUCAAGCGCCGACUGGGCCGGCUGCUCAAGCACUUGCGCUCCUCGCGCAAGGCCGGCGGUGGCGGUGGCGGAGGAGGGGGGGUGCACGCGAUCGCGCGGUACCCGGCGAGCGUCAGCGCCCACUACCAGCGUGGCCGCGUCACCUCCGUCACGUCCGAGUCGGAGUUCUCCAGCUGCUGAAGAGGAGAUGGUGGUGGCGGAGGGAAGGGGGGUGGAGAAGAAGAAGGGGGCGGGGGUGGGGGUAUAGCACCCCAAAUCAAAAUAAUCGGUCCUGCAAUUGUACAGGAUAGGAAUCCACCUAAAACCUACGUACGGCCUAAUUUCAUUGUUCCAUCUCCACGGCAGACGUGACCUUGUAUAAUAGUAAAAAGUUAACGACGCAUUUUUAUUUUCUAUUAAACUAUCUAAUUUUUAUUUUACCAGGUAAGGCCCCCUGAGCUUAAUAGCUCCUUUUCAGAAGCCACCUGGCCACAAAUGAUAGGUCAACGAAGUGGCUUGUCACGUGGAAAUUCCUAGCAGCCAAAUGUAUGUAUGUUGAACUUAUUUCGCGCCGUACGUGCUAAUUGCGUGAUUCACAAUGUAGGAGGGAAACACCGCAGGAGUUGGGAGAAAAUUCCACGCGACUACGGUGAGGAGAGAGAGAGAGAACGCGCAAACUCCAAACAUACAGCAGGCGUCAGUGAGCGUGGCCUGCAGCAUGGAGUUGUGCUAAACUGACCGCACAGUCACACUGGAGGCCUCAUUGGCUGCAAGGGAACAUUUCCUGUUGGGUCACAAACAGGUCAUCUGAGUGACUGUUGCCUUCAGGAAACGGCGAACGGGCUCCCCAUAGCGUAAGGGUGCCAGUCCUCACCAUAUUAUGGGGAUCCCAGCUGCGUAUUGCAGCAGCAAACAUUGAUCUGUCUGCAAGUUUUUGUGUCUUUGUUUCAACGGCUGCCCGUUGUCGGGAUGGCCACAUUCUCUCGGCCCUUGCAAUCGCUGGUUCUGAAAUGACAAAAUGGCAACGUGUUCAGUUCUUUUGAGCUCGUGGUCUGGGCAAGGCCGAGAGCUUUUGUUGGUCAUGCAAUUGCUGCACCGCUUGUGUGUUGGUUCCUCUACAAGACGAAGCGCGUGCACACAUGCAGUGCCGGAUUAUCCUAGUAGCUAAAGUAGCAUAUGCUAUGGGCCCCACACUUUCAAGGGCCCCGCGCUAAAUGCUUUCAAGCUAUCAAUUCCGGUUCAGUGAUUCUGCACUUGCUCUAUUACCAUAGUACUAUACCGCCUUCAACUUUUAUGAACGGCUGGGUGGUUAAGGUUAGCGAUUUGUCGCAUUAUCUGGCUGUAUAGCAAAUGAGAAAAUACAAUUACUUUACUAUGCAAGUAAAAAAAUUGUGUUUUAAUAUUUAUGUUUUUUUAAAUAUAUUUAGAGCCCCUUUAUAACAUAUGCUACAGGCCCCGCACUAGCUUAAUCCGGCACUGCGCACAUGCACGUGCACACGCACACUACGAUUCGCCUUGUAGCCCUUGCAGUCUGUCGAUACAAAGUGCCGUUCGCGAGCACCUAUUAAGGCGAAACCCGACUCAAUAGGGGGAGGUGUGUUAAGCAUCACGCCCCCGGACGCCUUUGCCUCCCCAGUGCUGACGUUUACACGCCAAGGCAGGUAAUAAUGUAAGGCGUUGGGAGACGUAGGACCGGCUCAGAUGUUCGCCACCGCCGAUAGCCAUGGGAUGCUGGGAUGGUCGUUAGUGCGUUAAUCACAGCGCCACCGCUCCACAGCAAAGAAUGAAUAUCCCCCGUGUAGCUUUAACAGACCGUUGGGGCAAGUGCUGUUAGCGAAUAUCGAUGAUGGCCGGCACGGCACACGAGGGAGUGGGUGGCCAGCACCACGCACGACCGCCUUUGUCUCCCCAGUGGCGAUGUUAACUACACACCGCACCAGGUACUCAUUUGAGGCUGAGUCGACCUAGGGGAGGUCCAAGACCCGAUUAAGAUAAUCGUGACCGGUAUUGACUGUGAGCUGGAAUCGGAACUUGGGUCGCCGAAUUCGUAGCACAGCGCGCUAACCGCGACACCACCGCUCCCCACAAACAUGCACAGGGCUUUUUUCAAUUAAAAGUUAAAUGUCAAUAAUUUCUGUCUAUUUGAAUAAAUGUUCUUUGGAAAAAAUCUAGGGAAUGAAUCAAACGUGCACACGUCUCGUUAAAAGGUUCGUCCUGUUCGCGAGCAGGAUUAGAAUCCACACGUCGCUGUAUAUUUUGUCGAAGACAAACAUUGACCCAGUAAACACGCAACGUUGAGUCAACGUUGGCCCAAAGUUGGUUCGGCGCUUCCAGCCACGUGUCAACGUUAGCCCAACGUUGGCGUGCUUAAUGGGUAAGACGCAUGCGACUGAGAAUUAAAGUCGAGAUUAACCGCACGUCACGUGUUCCGUCCAAUCGCAGUUCCAGUUACAAUCCGCGCGCUACUUCGCAAAGAGUUAAAACCACACCGCGUGCCUUAAUACGGCCUGGACAUUGCUUGCAAGACGAUUUGGAUCGGCCGCAGUCCUUCCGCACGCGAUUCGAAAGACGCCAAUGACGCCUAUCUCGGGCGUUCGAUGGCUCGACUUCGUCAGAAAUGUCGCCGUCACAUCUGCAGACCCGGCGGCCGCCCUGUGCGAUCGAGAGCUCAGUUCGAGGGACGUUAGACGGAUCGUCGCUUUGCAGACCGAUGUCGCCCCGUCUCGGUGCGUAAACUCCAGCGGCACAUUGCGCUCGCUGCGUUGCUGUUGGUGCGAGAUCGACGUUCGAAGUUGAUGGACUGCGACCCUCAAAGGAAUUGGGCACCCGCCGUCGUGGUCGCCCCACGUGAUCAGUGGAUCAAGCAAAGCACUCGAGAGCACGCCGCGACGUGUGGCAGCCGAGGGCAGUUGAUGCGAAUGCUGUCGCAAGAACGAGAAUGAUGUAUUUAUGCUGCAGGAGGAAUCCGAUGAGCCUGUGAAGCUGUUUCUUGUCACGGAUGUUCGGUAGGGGCCUGGGGAGGAGUCAGAACGGCACAACAACAAACAGAACACAAACACGAGUGCCAAGUACAAGAAUGGUACACAAAUCACCCAAAUUCUAGAUGUGAAGUUUUCGUGACUGUUUUUUUCGGAAAGUCACGGCGGUAAAAAAUUAAAUAAAUGAAACAUUUUUUGGUUGUUUUUUCAUUUAUUUUAUUUUUUACCUAAAUCACCCAAACACAUACAAAUUAAACUAAACCAUCCCCAUCCUACCAGACAAAGGCCCCUCGAGGUAUUAACUUAUUUUUCAAAAGCGACCUGGCCACAAAAUGAUAGCUCAACAAGGUGGCGUAUCACUUGGACAUUUCUCGCAGCUAAAUAAUCCAAAUAGCCUCGACGCAAGAGGUCGCACGUUUGGCACAACGGCCCCUCGCUGACUGCACGUGACGAAUGAACACGUUCAGUCAGUUUCAGUUUCAUGUAUUAGGUAAUAACCCUGUGAGCCAUGCGGCUCUUGACUCGGGUGCAACCGCAACAAACACAAAAACAUGAACAAGAAACAUCUUAAAGUGACUGCACGCAACAGAAAAAUCCAGGAAAAAACAGCAAAGUCUUCCAGACGAAGCACCGUAUUUCAACGCUGUGUGCAAAAAUCCCAAUGGGAUGCAAGUCAAACAAUAACAACCAUAAGACAAUUUAUAUUAAAGUUAUCAGGCUAACUCUGUACGACCACAAACAAACAUGGCUAAACCAAAACGUUUUCAAAAUCACCAAAAUAAACCUAGAAAAACAAUGUAACGUGAGGAGGGGGAUGACGUUCAAACAUCCGUACAUUUUACGGACAAGGCGAAAUCCUUGCGAGUUGGGGAGCCUUCCCCCUCUACGCGAGUCGCACGUUGUUGCUGGACUGCCAUCUUACUGAUACCACCGAUUUGCCUCCCUGCGGUGGCGCGAUAACCGGCAUCGAUUUGGAGGUGGGAUUGUUGGUGGCUUCGCACGGAGGUUGCGAGGGCAGCCAGUCGCCUGAGCAAUGCAGUACAGCAAGUAAGGUGUCCGACAGGUGCAUUUUUUUUGCUGGGUCUGCGCCACGGUUAUAGAAUU